Messenger RNA from Striga asiatica, 2098 nucleotides. The record is from the annotation of a GenBank genome assembly. NCBI's taxonomy places the organism in Eukaryota, Viridiplantae, Streptophyta, Magnoliopsida, Lamiales, Orobanchaceae.
AUGUUUCUGCACGAAUUUGUGAUGAAUUUCUGUGUUUGGACGCUGCUCUUCGCCGUUUUUCUCUUCGGCAGCUCAUCGGCUCUGAAGUUACAGCAAGGACAAAUUUGCAUCGCAAACAGUAACUGUAACUCGGGGCUGCACUGUGAGACGUGCAUUGCGAACGGCAAUGUCAGGCCGCGGUGUACUCGGAUUCAGCCUAUCAGUCCUCUUUCCAAGGUGAACGGAUUGCCGUUCAAUCGGUACUCAUGGUUAACCACACACAAUGCAUUUGCUCGAUUGGGAGCGAAAUCGGCAACUGGAGGCAUCAUUUUAACUCCAGAGAAUCAGCAGGACUCUAUUACUGAUCAACUCCACAAUGGGGUCAGAGGGUUGAUGCUCGAUAUGUAUGACUUCCAAAAUGAUAUCUGGCUGUGCCACUCAUUUGGGGGAAUUUGCUACAACUACACAGCUUUUCAACCGGCCAUAAAUGUUCUGAAGGAGGUACAACAGUUUCUCGAGUCAUAUCCUACUGAAAUAGUCACCAUAAUCAUCGAGGACUAUGUUGCCUCUCCCAACGGCCUUACCAAGGUUUUCAAUGCUUCUGGGCUGAGGAAAUUCUGGUUCCCAGUAUCUCGAAUGCCGAAAAAUGGUGGAGAAUGGCCGACAGUCGACGAUAUGGUCAGGCAGAACCAACGUCUAGUAGUCUUCACUUUGAAAGCUGCUAAAGAGUCCUCAGAAGGCAUUGCCUAUGAAUGGAAAUACUUAGUAGAAAAUCAGUAUGGAAAUGGUGGAAUGGUAGAAGGAUCUUGUCCGAACCGUGCAGAAUCACAUGCCAUGAAUGAAAAAUCAAAGUCUCUUGUUCUGAUGAACUAUUUUCCAGAUGCUCCGGAUAUGGCAACAGCCUGCAAACACAAUUCAGCCCCUCUGAUUAGCAUGAUGAACACAUGCUACCAAGCAGCUGGGCAAAGGUGGCCCAAUUUUAUCGCGGUUGAUUAUUACAAGAGAAGUGAUGGGGGUGGAGCACCCGAAGCAGUAGAUAUGGCAAAUGGUCAACUUGUGUGCGGCUGCAAAACUAUAUCCUCUUGCCAGGAAAAUGCAACCUUUGGAGCAUGUGAAAUACGUCAGACAGGUGAUAAUCCAAAAGGGCCAGUCGCAAAACUUCCGAAGUCCGGAACAUCUGACAGCAGAUUCUUUCAAUUGCGAUUGAUGCUCGGUUUACUGUUUACAUCAAUACUGGCCUUGUGAAUUCCUAUUAUCCAGGUUCUGAAACUGUUCGUCUAGUUUCUCUCUGUUUUUUCUUCUUUCUUUUUGUUUGUUUGUUUUCGUUAAGGAUCACGAAAAGAUCGGUGUAAUAUGGCAAUAUGGCAUCUGUCUGAGUUGGGGCUGGUGAACUUAAUUGAAUUAGAACUGUCUUUCUAUGAAAUGUUAAUACUAAGUUUUAGAGGUUAAAAGGCUCACUGAAGAAGUUGUUUCCUCUGCAACACAAUUUCUGAAUGGUGAAAUUUUCUUUGCAUUUGAGGAGAAAAAAAUGGUGAAAAUGAUUGAAAUUGCUUCAUCUUCGGAGAGGGUUAAACAAACAGUCAGUUGGGUCGACUCGUUAUGCACUUUUUACGUAAAUACAUACUUAUUAUGUGAAAUAUCAUAUUUUUAUUUGUUUUUUUUAGAGCAUGAUAUCAUUUAAAAAUAUGCAUAUUUGCUAAAAAGUUAUGACUAUCUCAUCUCUAUACUUCACUAACAACAUCCUUAAUAAAAAUAAUCAGGAUAUUAUUAUUAUGCAUAUCUUCACUAUUUUAGGGCUUUCCUCCGUUGUGCUCUAGCUUACAAAACGAAAAUUUGGGCCUCAUUGGUUGGGUGUAAGUUAUCUGAUAAUAUAAAGCCUGCUGUGUUAAUUCUGGAACCAAAAUGUAUAGUAGCCUAACAAGUCCUUAUUUGAUUCCGCAAGAGCCCAAUAUAUAAGUGGGCCUUCAUGCCUCUACCCGAUAACAGAAGUGAAAAUUCGGGUAUUUUACAUUUUUAUUACACUUCAUAAAUCAGUUAUAAAACAUAUAUAUACCAUUCAUAAAUCAAUUAUAAAAGAAAAUAAUGCAAUUUCAAAAGUAAUGGUAAAAAUAAACCAAAC